AGUGUUCUGUGUCUUAGGCUAUGGAGUGGGUUAGUGAAGCGCGAUAGUAAUCACUUGCUGCAGAACGUGCGAGAUACGUAUGUUUACAUUUCAUAAUGUAGGCGCUGCAUUACAAUUUUAAACAGCUUUACAAAAAAAUUUUACAUAGCAAAUUCAUUAUCUUUUGAGCAACAGACACAAAGAUGGACACUGUAAGGAGAAUGAAACUACAGACCUUGCGAGAGAAGAUUGUGCAAGAUGUAGAUGUGGACUACAUUUUUGAUUAUCUUAUUUCUAAAGGCGUCCUUUCUGAGGAUGAAAUGGAACGUGUAAAAGGAGAGAAAACUCGUAAAGAUAAAGCACGCCACUUAUUGGACCUUUUACCUAAGAAGAAUAUCGAAGCAUUUGAACACUUUGUUGAAGCUCUUAAGGUUUCCUACCCAUGGCUCAGUCAACAGUUAGAGGCAGACAGUCCACAGUCAUACCAAAUUGAAGAGAAAAGUUUCUUUGACACUUUGCUGUUAGGAGGUUUGCCCCAGUCACCUCCACAUAAUGUUGAGAGAAUUGAAAAGAUAAAAGAAGUGCGGCAGCAUUUGCAGUCUCUCAAGAGGGGGCGUUAUGUUGUACUUCAUGGGAUGACAGGUUCAGGAAAAUCAUGUCUUGCUGCUGCAGCACUUGAUAACAAACAGCUUAUUAUUGAGAAAUUUAAAGGUGCUGUCUACUGGAUUGGUGUCGGUGAUAUCAGUUCAAACAGUUCAGCUGACCUUGUGUGCCAUAUGACAGAUCUGAUGGAGAAAUUAAGUCACCAUCCUGAGGUUGAUUUAGAGAGCCAGGUUCAGUCAAGUACAAGUAUUAAUGGAGCAAGGGAAAGUUUACGGCGAUAUUUUACAAGUCAUUCUCUACGUGAAGGACUUCUUGUACUUGAUGAUGUUUCUUCUCCUGAAGUCAUUGCAGCAUUUGAUAUAGGAUGCAAGAUCUUAGUGACAACAAAAGAUAGGAAGGUCAUGAAUAAUGUUGAAGGAAGACAUGAUCUGGUUAAGAUUAGUGAGGGCUUUAUGGAGCACGAGUCAUUGUGUUUAAUAGCAAAAUGUGUUGGAGUUGAAGUGUCUCAGCUGCCUUCCCAAGCCAAGAACAUUCAUCGGUUAUGUCAGGGGGUUCCCAUGGUGAUUGCAUUAAUUGGAGCACAAUUAGCAGAAAAUAGAGAUGAUGUUCUGCGCAAUUCUGGACGAUGGGAUUAUUACCUUGAUAAGCUAGUGAGGCGUGAUUAUGGAAAUUUAAAUAAAAGUAGUGUUUCUCAAGAGAAUGGCAUAGCAGGUGCAAUUGGACUUUGUAUAGAAAACUUGCCAGAAGAAAUGAAAUGCUACUAUCAGGACUUUGCUCUCUUUGUUGAGGAUGUGAAUAUCAAACCAGAGGUGCUGGGAACUCUUUGGUCACGAAAUAAAUAUGAAGUAGAAGAUAUAAUGAGUGAGUUUAUUAAGAAAUCGCUUGCAGUGUCCAAAUGGAAUGAGCUUUUAAUAUUUAUGUAUAUGGGAUACAUGACUUACUUUUAUACUACCGACCUGCAUAAGAAACUUCUGGAGUCUUACAGAUCUAUUUCUGGUGUAAACUUUUCAAAUCUUCCAAAUGACAACUACAUCUACUCUUACAUUGGCUACCAUUUGCAUGAAGCUCAGAUGUGGUCUGAAUUUCCAAAGCUGUACCUGGAUCUUGAGUUUAUUGGUGCUAAAUUGAAAGUUACAGGUCCAGGAGAUAUUUUAGUGGAUUUCAAGAAGUACAGUGCAUUCAUUGUUGGAGAUGAUGAACAUCUCACAUCGGUGCUACAAGACUUUGAACAGCGGCUUAGAUUUACACGAGUACCAACAUACAGAUAUUGUUCAGUGUGGAUUGCAGGAACAAGAAUUUGCUCAUAUCUCUACACUUUCCCAGGCCAUAGACAAAGAAUCCUGCGCCUGGAGUUGUCUCCAGAUGGAACACUAUUUUUGUCUUGCUCUGAAGAUGCUACUGUAAAAUUGUGGAAACUGGAUGGUGCAAUAUGUAAGAACAAAGAUCAAGAAGAAUUUGAUGAGCAUGGUUGUGCUCUGAAGACUCCAUCUCCUCGUAUAAGGCAGGACAGUUGGAGUAAUAUGUUUUGCAGUGAUACUGGUGGUGACAGAAGUUACUUAACAUUCAGUGGUCAUCAGAGUGCCAUACUGUAUGCCACAUUCUCCAGUGCUGGUGAUGAGGUGGUGUCAUGUUCUAGUGAUGGCUGUGUUAAGGUUUGGUACUGUGAGACUGGAAUUGUAAGACUGACAUUUCAAGUUCCUUCUCCAGGAAGAUUUGCAAAUAGCUGCAUAUUUUCUGAUGAUUGCUCAUUGAUAUUAUUUGGUGGUGACGAUGAGUUCGUUUAUGCUUAUGACAAUAAUACUGGUCUUUCUGUAACAAGUUUCAAAACUUGUGGUUGUAUCAUUGCUCUUUUGAGUAUUGCAGAUAAUGAAAUAGCUGUGGUAACAAAUAAUUCUGUUGGCCUUUUGAAGUGGGAAAGUGGAACUGAGCCGGACUCAAUUAUUAAUGCUCAAGUUUUAUGUAAGAACAGCUCACCUGAUCUGACUCAAAGGAAUAGAAAAGCUCUCUCUACAUUAGAACAAUCUGUAACAAUGGACAAUAUCAAAUAUCAGGAAUUUGGACAUUCUACAUGUACAAGUUAUACAUGUGCCGCUAUGUCUCAGGACCUUCAGUUCAUCAUUGUGGGAGCUUCUGAUUGCAGCAUCAGUAUCUGGAGUGUUGAAGAAGGCACACUGGUAAAGGACUAUCAGAAUCAUAAUGGGCAGGUUAGGUGUUUGGACACAUUCUGUGUAGGCAACUGCCAGCUGUUUCUCUCUGGUUUAGAUGACAAUACAAUAAAAAUAUGGCUUAUUGAACUAACAGAAACAGAACAAAAAUCUAAACUGCAGCAAAACUUUGAUGUACUCUGGGACAGAAAUUCCUCAGAUCCAUGUAUACAUCUCCUAGCAGCUCCAGAUAAUAACAAUAAAGUGCAGUUGCUACAAGGAAGAAGUAUUGUGACUGAAACUGACCCUGAAAAAGGGAAGGUCAAAUCAUGUAAGCUUUCUGAUUGUGGUCAGUUUCUGCUGUAUGGCUGCUGUGAUGGAUCAGUAAAGAUGUUUGAAAUCAAGAGCAAAUCCACAUCUGUCAUAAUUAAAUUAAGUGGUGCUGUGCAUUACCUUCAAGUCAGCAGUAAUAGUUGUAGUAGUACCAAUAGUCUCACUGUCAUAGCUGGAGGUGAAGACAGCAGUUUAAAGAUAUGGAGAGGAAAACCUAAUACAAUGGGCUUAGUAAUAACAUGUGCUGGACAGACUGAUGUAGUGGUCCAGUGCUUUAUCAUGAGCAUGGGUCAAAAGUUGCUGUCCUGUGCACAGGAUGGGAGCGUUAAGAUAUGGGACAUUCUGACAGGACGUCUAAUCGAUGUCCUUGUGGGGCGCUAUACUGAUGUUCAUGUCACCAUGGCAGAUUUGUCAUCAAAUGAGGAUUUGCUCGUUCUCUGUGGUGCCAGUGGAAGUUUUCUUUUGAUACGUUUUACAGUGUUGCCAGAUGAACCAUAUGUGAAAGUCCAAGGCAAUUAUAAUUACCAACUUCGAGACUCUCUUCGUAGCUGUAAAUUGUCACAUGAUGCAUGUUUACUAGCCUUGGGUCAAGAUACUGGCAACAUUGUUAUAUGGGAUGUCCAAACUAAAGUAAUUCUGGAUACUUUGAAACUUCACAAGACUGGGGUUCAAAAUUUGCUGUUUUCACCUCCUGCCUCAGCUGCAGGGUCUAGUCUUGUAUCACUUCCACCUAUAAUAUUACUGAGCGUAGGUGAUCAAAUUGGAUGGUGGGAUGUUGGCCGGUUGACUAUGAUAUCCUGUGGACAGCGACGAAAGAUAAGUAGUGGUCAGCGAAGGAGGAAACAGAGUGGUGAUUCUCCAAAGUUACCACUCAGGCCUGUUGAUGAUAGUUUUAAUGGAUGUGCAAGAACUGGAUACUUGGCAGGUGAUUGGUUAGGAAAAAGAGGACAAGAAGAGACAUUAUUGCUAGGUUGUGUGAAGCUUUUAGGACCAGAAGUUAAGAAAGUUUCAGCUUCCAGCAACUUUGCUGCAUUUACUACAGUGGAUGCAAGUGGAAUUGUCUAUCUCAUGAAGAUAUUGCAAUGAUACUGCUAUUAAAUAUGUUGGAUUUUGAAACAGCUUACUCAUACAUUAUAUAUCUGUGCACAUGUGUUCAUGUGUGUGAGUGUUAUUAUUGUGUUAUUCUGUCCCCAUAUUUUUUUUAUAUCCUAUGUGCCGUUUUAAUAGAAAUCUGAUUUAAAGUGUGUCGUAUAGAGAAACAUUUCUCAACAGAAUUUUAUUAUGUAGACUGUACACGUCUAUUUUUUUCUCUCUCUCUCUCUGGGACUUAGUUUGGUAUCUUUUAAGCUCCUAAUGAAUGUAUCGUCAGUAAAUAAUUUUUAAAAGCAAUAAUUUAUAG
This is a messenger RNA of Zootermopsis nevadensis, 4458 nucleotides long. Lineage: Eukaryota; Metazoa; Arthropoda; Insecta; Blattodea; Termopsidae. The record is from RefSeq and is a predicted model, not a curated record.